Messenger RNA from Ananas comosus (pineapple), 892 nucleotides. RefSeq names its product 60S ribosomal protein L17-like. Bases 119 to 643 code for a protein of 174 amino acids. NCBI's taxonomy places the organism in Eukaryota, Viridiplantae, Streptophyta, Magnoliopsida, Poales, Bromeliaceae. Gene Ontology annotation, biological process: cytoplasmic translation. The transcript has 7 exons. Gene Ontology annotation, cellular component: ribosome; cytosolic large ribosomal subunit. The record is from RefSeq and is a predicted model, not a curated record. Gene Ontology annotation, molecular function: structural constituent of ribosome.
CUACAGCAGCUAUCCGUAUAUUUCACCGCAACCCAAAAACUAGGGUUUCCGCCGCGUAUAUAAAAUCCGUCAUCGUUUAGGGUUUCUCUCUAGUCGCAGCUACGAUCGAUCUCUCGCAAUGGUGAAGUACUCGAGGGAGCCCGCGAAUCCCACCAAGUCCGCCAAGGCCAUGGGCCAGGACUUGAGGGUUCACUUUAAGAAUACCCGUGAGACAGCUCAUGCAAUCAGGAAACUACCAUUGGCAAAGGCUAAGAGGUACCUCGAGGACGUUGUUGCUCACAAGCAGGCCAUUCCCUUCCGCAGGUUUUGCAGGGGUGUGGGCCGGACAGCACAAGCAAAGGCCCGCCACUCAAAUGGGCAGGGUCGCUGGCCCGUCAAAUCUUGCAGGUUCAUUUUGGACCUGCUGAAGAAUGCCGAAAGCAAUGCAGAAGUUAAGGGUUUGGAUGUCGAUACUCUCUACGUAUCACACAUCCAGGUGAACCAAGCCCAAAAGCAGAGGCGUCGCACGUAUCGUGCUCAUGGACGAAUCAACCCUUAUAUGUCAUCUCCAUGUCACAUUGAGUUGAUCUUGUCAGAGAAGGAAGAGCCGGUCAAGAAAGAGCCGGAGACCCAGAUUGCACCCAGGAAGACCAAGAACACUUGAGCCUUGCGCAGUGAAGCCUUUUCGCAAGGUUUAGCAAAUUCUAGCAUUCGUAGUAAUUCCAGUUGAAAGUUUGGGUUCACUUACCCCUCAUUUGUUUUUAAUUUUGAAUUGAUGUCGGUACCUUCGCAACGAGAACUGUGGUGGGAAUUAAUGUGUUUUGCUGCGUUAUAUUUCGUCUUAGUUUCUUUUAUUCGAUGAGAGAGGUCGAAUUUUACAUAAUGAGGCUUUUAUUGCUGGUUUUUUUUUUUU